CUACAGGACGGUCUGAGAAGAACCUGGGAUCAGACGGGGUCUGUGCUGGUUCUGGAUAGACCAGUCAGAGAGUGGAUCAGGUUCUAGUCAACUUUAGUCCAGGAGAGUUGACCUUUGACCUGAGGACAGGACAGAGGAGGCGACAGUGACAUCACUGUCCUCUCAUGUUUGUGGGUCAAAGGUUAAAAACUUAACUUAACUGUGUUUGUUUGUUUUUUCUCCGUGUUUUUCUUCUGUAUCCUCAGGGUUUAAUUCUGACAAACAGCCACAAGGGGCAUCGCUAUCAACAAUAUUUACGACACAGGUUAAUGAGCCGCGCUCUGAUGAAUAAUUAAUUUGAUGUGAUGAGUUCUCAGGAGAGGGAGAGGGAACGUUCCAGAGAGACCAACCCAACAAGUUUGGAGAAAGUUCCACCUUGACUGACCCCUUCAGGAAGUUCUGGUUCUGCAGCAACUCACGGAAGGCCCAAACAGCCAACAGCAGGGGGCAGCAGCGGGUUCAGCUGAGAUCACUUUGAUGAUCUUUGAUGUGAUGCACACACACAUAUACACGUGUUUGUAUACAGUUAUACUUGAACAUAAACAUGUAUGUAUGUGUAGAAAUACAUGUUCCAGCAUGGGGGUCUUUGGAACACGCACCGACCACAGGGGGCGCCGUUAAGUACGUGACUACUAUGAAGCUCGAACUCAAGUCACGGUGAUGUCACGGUGAUGUCACGGUGAUGUCACGGUGAUGUCCGUCCGUGGGUCCACGAAGGCAUGGCUGACCGCGCGGUUUCACCUCCAGACUGGAACGUUCGUCUCUUCUCACAGGAGGAAAUCACCUGACCAGGGGUGGAGGAGAUCAUUGGUCGGUGGUGGGUCACGUGGCCUGUUUACAUCACAGAGCUGUCGUGAAGAAAAAGCCGAUGUGAAGAGUGUGGAGAAGACAAGUGAGCAGCUGCUCUGCAAGGAGAGCAGCGGCGCCUCCUGCUGUCUGAGGAGGAUCUUCUCACAUGAGAACGUUCCUGAUGUUCCUCUGCACGAAUGUCUCCGUCAGCGAACAACACCACAGCUGCCCAGCUGUAUAUGGGGCACCUGGAGAGGGCGCUGCUCUCCACGCUGACCUCCGUGCCCUGCGGCGUCUUCCUCUUCGUGAACGCCACCAUGUUGUUCACCCUGAGGAGUAAGGCCGUGUUCCGUGACACCUCUCGCUACGUUCUCCUCUUCAACCUGCUGGUGACCGACACCGUCCACAUCGCCGUCAGUCAGGUUCUCUACCUCAUCGCCUCCAGCCACGUUCUACUGACCUACCCCGUGUGCGGCGUCUUCAACAUGCUCGCCAAGCUCACCAACGAGGUCUCUCCGCUCACCCUGGUGGCCAUGUCUCUGGAGCGCUACGUGGCCGUGUGCUUCCCGUUCAGGCACGCCGCCCUCACCGGACCCAGGAACACGGCGGCGGCCAUACUGGCGGUCUGGCUCUUCAGCUCCAUGAACAUCCUGACCCGGGUCCUCCUGCUCCUGGACUUCCCCUUCCAGCAGCUGGACUCCCUGUGGAUGACGGAGUUCUGCUCGGACUUCGCCAUGAUGGUCGGACCGGUGUCCGCCCAGUACGACAGGGCCUACACCUGCUCCCUGUUCGUGCUGGCGGCCGUCUCCAUUUUCGCCUCCUACGUGGGCGUGGCCACGGCGGCCAGGUCCGCGUCCACAGACAGAGAGUCGGUGGCCAGGAUUCGAACCACCCUGCUGCUGCACCUGGUGCAGCUGGGCCUGAGCCUGUCGUCCACCGUCUACCUGUCCGUCCUGGUGCUGCUGUUCACGGCCUACAGUCGCCUCAUGUUCAUCCGACUCCAGAACGUUCUCUACGUGUUGAUUUUUAUUUUCCCGCGCUGCCUGAGUUCACUCAUCUACGGCAUCAGAGACCAGACCAUCAGACUGGCUCUGGUCCAGAACCUCUGGUGUUUCAAGAACAGCCAAAACCAGCGUCUGAGAAAAAACAGAGUUCAUCACUGGUUUAACAACGACUUACUGAGUUAA
Cynoglossus semilaevis (tongue sole) is the source of this 2015-nucleotide messenger RNA. RefSeq names its product olfactory receptor 4N2-like. The coding region runs from base 1026 to 2015 and encodes 329 amino acids. The record is from RefSeq and is a predicted model, not a curated record. Gene Ontology annotation, biological process: G protein-coupled receptor signaling pathway; detection of chemical stimulus involved in sensory perception of smell. The transcript has a single exon. Gene Ontology annotation, molecular function: odorant binding; G protein-coupled receptor activity; olfactory receptor activity. Gene Ontology annotation, cellular component: membrane. Lineage: Eukaryota; Metazoa; Chordata; Actinopteri; Pleuronectiformes; Cynoglossidae.